AUGUUCUGUUCGUUGGGAAAAUGCAAUGAACGGUGUGGAAUUGGGAGUGAUACGGAGACCGGUGAAGGUUUGGAUAAGUCUUUACCAGUGGAUGAGGUGGCUUCAGCCGUUGCUGCUGUCUCGGAUGAGAUCGGAGACAUCUUGAAGGAUGAAUUGGGAGACGCUGAUCGCGCGGAUAGAAUCGGGGCUGAGCUAGCGGACCUCACUGCGGAGCUAGGCCGCCUAGCUGGUCUCACAGGCGAGCCCCAACAGAAACUUCCCUCCCUUUUCGAGCUCGUGAUCGGUCAUCAAGUUGUGGGCGGGCGUGGGUCGAGCGGUUCUUCAUCUUCGUCAUGGUCUGGGCGGGGCCGAGCCAGGCGACCGACCAGGCAAAGGCAGGCUAGACGGCGACCGAUCGCGAAAGGAAAAGAGAUAUCUCGUCUCCGUAACGCGGUGGCACGUCGCGUCGCGAUGCGUGUACGUCGUGUAGAGGUCGUGUCGGACGCGUCGGAUGUCGGAGCCGACUCGGAUUCAGAUGACCAGUGGACGGAGAUGGAUGAAAACUCCGGCAGCACAGACAGUUCUUCGGGAAAAGAUGUUGGAAUGGAUAUGGACUGUCCUUCGUACCAACACAAGGGAUCGGUGGAGCCGCCAGCGAUGGGUCAGUUCCUGUUGCCGCUGCUGUCCGGGGCCGAGCAUGGGGCGGCUCCCGAACACGAGCAGUUCCUCAUCAGACACGAGGAUAUACUGCAGUUGCUGGCUUCAGCAGAAGAAAACAUGAGCGAGGAACAACCUGCUCGUGACCUGGAGUCACCUCAUGAUGUUGUGACAGAAUUGUAUGAUUCUGAACCGGUCGUGACUCCUGAUGAUGAAGCAGCCUUGCUACACUAUGUCUGUGCAGAACCACCAUCACCUGAGCCGUUCAAGCCUGUCGAAGAGUGGCUAUUAGGGGUCUAUCACUCCUGGUGUGAAAUCAGCGCUCUCAUGUACACACUCGUGGGAACUAACAUGAGUUCAGAGAUGUCUAAAUCGCCGUGGUCGUACGUGGCCCGCUUCGGCUGUCACUGCCGCCUGUGUCUGUCGCUGGCCAAUAACGAAACGGCCCUUCAGACAUGGAUGCACGGACUGGUUGCCGAGUUAGCUGGUGGUAACACAGCAGCGUUGGGAGCCAACAUUGUCCGAGCCCUGGGCCUGUCACCCGGAGAACAUCUACCACCUACCAACUGGGAUAUAGCUAGGCUACAGAGAAUAACUGUCUGUGAUGACGGUCUGUCAAUAAUCCAGAAUCACCUAGAACGUCUGUCCCAAGAGAAUGAAGUCACCAAACAGAUUGUGAACAACAUAUGUCUAUGUAGAGUGUACGAUCGGCCGUUUGAAAAACAAUAUGCGAUGGAAAGAUUCUGCAAGCUGCUAGAAAACUUCAAGACUGCCUCUACUAUUACAUUUAAGGUGGAGAUGGUGCCCAGUGACGGUAGUGACGUCACCACUUCCAGUGGUGGCUGGUGGCGCUCCAGGCUCGCUAGCAAGCUGGCCCCGCACCACGCGCGCUCCACGAGGGACAGGCUGAGACACAUGGCCGCUAGGACCGCGCCACACGACCUAAGCGCGUGGGCGGGUUACAAACAUCGAUGCGAUUGUCUCACACCUAGAACUCUAUGCGCUCAGCAAAGAAAACAACUGCUCAGGAUUUCGUUCUUCGGCAUGAUGCAAGCUGUGAAUGAAUUCAACGGCACUAAAGAUUCUGAAAAGCCGCCGGUAGAUGUUAAAGAUAAUUCAAGUAGGGAGCUACAGCAGGGAGAUGGCACGGGUGCUAAACCUCCAGACUCCUUGGACGAUGCUAAUUCUUUGGACCUGAGUGAUUCCAACGUAACAGUGGAUUUGGAUGAUUUGUCAUCAUCUUCAGCUGAAUCCCACGGCCAAUCAACGUCCUCGUUGGAUUCUGCCUCCGAGCUGCUAUUGGCUGCUGCUGCUGCCGUUGACUCUGGCUCUUCCGGUUCCGGCGGCGGCCAGCUGUGCCGCACUGUAAAGCAGCUCAUGAGAUCAAUAGCUUCGAUAGAAAGGCUCAUGGAUAGAGUGCUGCAGCACUGCGACCGGUGGGGCGACCGGGAUGCUAGGAAGCGUGUGGAUGUUGGUUUAUCUGAAGUGGACCGUAAGUUAAUGGCCAUGUACCGCCGUCUGCCGGACGUACAUAGGAGACAGUUACAGCUAUAUAGGAAACAGAAGAGACUCUCCACGGUGUGUACUCAGCUGGUGGGCGGCCGAGCGCCCGCUCCCCCUCCGCCCGGGACUCCGCCCCCCCCGCCCGCGCAUGCGCCCUGCAGGCCGCUCUGUCCGGAGUACCACCUGCAACGGUUUAAGGAGGUUCGUCGUAAAGUGAUGCACAUGAGGGAUCAGCAGUUAUACUAUCACCGACUGAGGAUGUGGCUUGAAGACCAACUCAGGGUCGAGAGAGAGAGUCAUCCAGAAUGCAACGUGACUCUCGUAGAGGAUUUGCCGAAACGCAAGCGUCGUAAUCUAAGUCCGAAGUUGCCCAAAAUGAAUUCAGCGCCGAAGAGAAAACUGAAACCUACCCUACAUAACAGUAGGCCACAUAAAAUACUUCAACUACUGAAGAAUAGAACAAAUGAGGAUAUUUCUCCGUACAAAGAAAUUGAUGAAAUGAAAGAAGCAGAACCGCCUGAAGCGUUUCCACUGAAUAAAGAUGAUUUAAGCGACGCUGAAACUAUAGUAGGGGAAAAAGAAGAUCUAUGCAAGGAAAUGAAGGAGUGUCUAGUGAAAUUCGCGAACUUCGCGCUCAAAGACAAGGAAAUACCUGAAAAAGAUUACCCUGAAUCAAUAAGUCCGCCGUUACAAGAAAUGUCCCCUACUACGGUCGAUCCGCCGCUGUAUAAUCAGAAAAAUAGAAUAAUAACUAACAAAAUACUCAGCGAUAAAAUCGAUUUCUCUCAAGGGCCAGAUAUUAACGUGCCUUUGAAUGCGAGGGCGCCGUUGAAAGACGAAAAUAACGAUGAGAAAUCUGAUGUAUACAAAUAUGUGACUUUCGGAUUAAAGAUUAAGAAAGCUAUGGAAGAAUGUCAGAAUAUAAUAAACUCGUAUAACAAAGGAAAUGAUAAAAGGAAAGUGGAAGAACCACCGUCUUUGGAGCAGAUCAUUGAAGUAAUGAUGACGUUGGAUAAGAAUUCAGCGGAAUUCUUGGAAAAAAUGCUCUCAGAAGAUCCCAUAGACGAAUCUAUAGACAUGAAUAUGGCUGUGUCGAAACUAUCGGAAUUAUUGGAGAAUAUGAUGCCGCAGACAUUGGCUAAUAUGCCGGAAAUUGCGACGAAAUUAUCCGAAUUUGGUUCGACGGAACUUCCGGAAAACGGUUCCGCUGCCAAAAAUCUGACUAACGAAGCCCAAUUGACUCCGGAAACGCUGAGACAGAUACGAGAAAUAAAACUAUCAAAACGAGACGCGGUCAAAGUGACCAAGAAUACGGCGAAACGAAAAAUAAGUCGCAGAAUAAAAAAUGACGAAGUAUUCGAAUUCGAGGGAGACUUAAACGACGUGAAAGACGAAAAAGAUUUACAGAAUCUAAUAAACAAUAAAUCAAACAAAGACGAUAUAAAAGAUUUGGUGUAUUCUAUAUCAGCGCAGGUAUUCGUUAAUAAAGUAUUCGAAAACGUUAAAGAUAAAACACCAGCGAAAACAGAAGAUAAGGAAACAUCGAAUAAUACGAUUAACUUUGAAAUGUUCUCCAAAAUGUCGACACUAUUUGACAAUUCCUUUAAGGCGGCUAUGAGUAUGAACGAAUUGAGAAGCCUAGUAAAAUCACGUGUCAAUUCCUGGAAACAAUAUGUCGCUGCAAAAUUUAAAAGCAUACCGUUAGAAUUAUUGGACAACGAAAUAGAACCUAUGAUAGAAAGGUUCUAUUUGUAUAUACAGGAAUCGGCUUCAAAACAAUGCUGUAGCGAAAGUGAUAAGAUCAUUGAGAAAAUAGAGGAAUUAAGAAAGAACGAAGAUAGUAAUGACUCGGAUAGCGAGAGUUGUCCUGCUUCUAAGGAAACAUUGAAGCAGAUCACUAAACUAUUAAACGCAUUCGCUGGGAGUACAUUCGAUUUGCUGUUAAUGAAACUCUCGAAUAUGCCCAAUGAGAAGAAAUCAACCGUUAAAAGCUUGAAAUUCAAAUAUAUAGAUGUCAUCCGGCGUUGCUCGGAAUCCGAACAAUUAGUGGCGUGGAUAUUACUAGAUCCAGAAAUAGCUACAACGGUGAUCCAAGAAUUAACGGGUUUGGAAGUGAGGAAAGUUGAUAACGCGCCGAACUUCACAAAUCUGAGCAACGAAAGGAAACAGGAGUAUUUUAUCAAUAGAUUGCACGAAAUGAACAGACAAUAUAUGGAGUCUUUGCCAAAAAAACGUCUAAGCGGCGACGAAUGGCUGGUUAUAUUAUACAGAUUGGAACAAUACGAAGAAAAACUAAAAGACGCCUUCUCAAAAGUGCCCCAACCCACCAAAAUAGUUCAAACUCAAAACGCUAGCGAAGCGGAAAUACUCGCAGCGAGAGGUCUCAGCAAGAUAAUCGGCAAAGCUAACGUAAGAAUAGUCAAAAAACCGGAAAAUCAACCGGUCAAACCGAAAAAGGAACCGGAAAAUGAGCCUAUCACCGAAAACGACGACAAAAAACUCAAAAACGACGCUUUGCUAGCAAAAUGCGAAGCAAUACUCACUUCUAAGGCCGAAAACAAUCUAUUAGACAGCUGCAACACUAUCAAAUCAUAUUUAACAUCCGGAUUUCCAGUGCCAGAGAAUUAUAAGAAGCACGUCAUAUCACUCUGCUCAACCAUAGACGCUAAGCUAUUAGACAUAGAAGAAAAUCUAAAAGAUGAAGAAGAUAAGACCGUUACAAAUCAAAAUCCUGAACUCCUCGCAAAAUAUACGGCGCAAGCGCUAAGAAACGCCAAAGAAGCGCUAAACGCGGUCGCCUUUGGAAACGUAACCAGAAAUGGACAGACAAAGUCAGAAAGCGACGUAUGUGAUACACCCAAGAAUAACUGCAAGUGGACCAACGACUGCGUUUGUGAUACGUGUAAGGAUGAUAAGAAAGAUGAUAAGAAAAAGAUUAAGAAACCAGUUAAAUGUGAGAACGGGAAUCACCCGCAACAUGUGUGUAAAGCCGGCCAUGGCGUAUGUUCGGGUGAAGGCGGAACGGACGCGCCGUGUAACUGUUGUUACUGCACAGUGUUUGGACAUGCGCCUCCGCUGACGACCCCUGUACCAAGAAACUUUAAUGAAACUAGAGAACGGCUGAGAUCUAUACUGAAUAAAAAGAAACAGAAAUGUAAAAGUAAUGGAGAAGUAGAAUCACCUACAGAGCGGUCACCGCCUCAGCCUACACCACCGGCGUUACCAAAAACCCUGCCACCGGAUUUGACGACCCAAGCGCAACAAAAGAGGCAGGCUAUGGAGCAGAAACAAUUAGCCGACAAAGUGACCGACAAGAUGGCUGACAAAGUGGCCGACAAGAUGGCGGAGCUUGUGGUCAAAGAAGAACCAGAAAAUCAGAACCCCCCACCACCACCGUCUCAGCCAGUGAAGACGGAGGGCAAAGUUAACGCAGCGGCUGUAGAGAAAAUAAGAUUGGAGAUUCAAUUCAGACAACAGUUGAGACAAAUGCAACAGCAGCAACAGCAACCGCAGCAGCAGCAGCAACAACAGCCGCAACAGCCCCCGCAGCAACAGCAACAGCAAAAGAAACCUGAGCCGAUAUACGACCUGCCGAUACACAACAAGCCGACACUGACGCCACAACAACAACAGCAGAUAAGACAACAACAGCAACAACGCCAGGACGCUUUAAUUCGUCAGCAGAUGCAAAUACAACAGCAGCAGCUGCAACAACAGCAGAUUCAACAGCAACAGAUGCAACAACAACAGGCUCAGCAACAACAAAUACAGCAGCAACAGAUACAGCAACAGCAGAUCCUGCAGCAGCAACAGCUUCAACAACAGCAACAGCAGAUGCAACAGCAACAGAUGCAGCAGCAGCAGUUGAAGCAGCAGCAAAUGCAGCAACAGCAGUUACAGCAACAACAAUUGCAACAGCAACAGCUCCAACAAAUGAGGAGCAGACAACAGAACGUGUCUCUAUCUAGUAGAGAUACUAGUGUAUUUUCCACUUCUAGUGGUUGUUCUGGCGGCUCGUGUUGGCGUGGCGGGUGUCGCUCGGACCCGCGGGACCUGGACGCGCUGCUGCAGUACAUAGAGGGACCCUCGAGACACGUGGACAGAGGGAAGAAGAGGGCCAAGAAACAACGACAGAGGGGCAAGAGGAUGGAAUCUCGCCUCAUCAGUCAACUUCAACAGCUUCAAUCUGAGCUUCAAUCAGCUAGAGCUACAGUCACCGCGCUACAAAGAGCGCAUGCGGCGGCCAAUAGAGAUCUAACACACGCUAAGACAACCAUCGCAGCUAGUAAAGGAAAGAAGGGGAAGAAGCAGAAAAUGAAUCCGUCGCAGCAGGCAAAGAUGCAAGUAGUUAUGGAACAGCUGAAUGAAUACACGUCACUGGUUAAUACUACGGCUAAGGAACUACAAGUAGGAGAAAGGAGGGUAGCUGAAUUGACGCGCAGAGUUAAAGAAUGUGAGAAGGAAAUAGAAGAAGCCAGGAUACUACAGGGCAAGGAUGUGGCCGGCGAGCAGCAACAACAACAGCAGCAACAACAGUUACAUCAGCAACAGCAACAACAAUUACAACAGCAACAGCAACAGAAUAUGCAAGAAAGACAGAAGAACAACAAUCUUGAAUUUCUAGUUCCAGAAGUUAAAACUGAUAGUAAGAAAACUUGGGAACAGGCAAUCGCUCAUAUCAACCAAUUAGCGAAAGGAGCUGCUAAAGAAAAGAAGAAACAGAAGGAAAGCCAGGCUCAGAAGAAAGAAACGAAACAGAAAUCAUCGGAACCAGAAGUACAGCUGUCUAAAAAACAGAGAAAACUGUUGGCGAAACAGCAGGCUGAAGAAGAAGCAAUGAAAAAGCAACAACAAGAAGUUAAGAGCAAAAAAGAUAAAACUGAACCGCUUAAAGUAGAAAAUAAUAAAAAGAAAGAUAAAGAAAAAGAUAAAAAAGAUAAGAAAGAAGAUAAGAAGGAAAAGAAAGAAGAUAAGAAAGGAAAGGAAAAUAAACAGGAAAAAAUUGUACCAGUUAAAAGUAAACCUCAAACUAAGAAAGACAAGAAGGGUCAGUCAGUAAAUCAAAGUGGUCAUACAAGCAGUCAGGGUCAAGUCAUCAACAUAACACCCGAUACAACAAUAGAGGUUGUUAGCAAAAAGGUUUGUGUUAUAGAAAAGCCGGUGAACAGUAACGAGGCCGAAAAGCCGUCUUCUUGCAGCAUUAUGGAACAAUUGAGUAGCGGAGUGCAGGUUGCCGAUCUCAAAUUACCCCCGGGUAUAACACUGACAAGGGUGCAACCCGGAGAGAAAAAGGAUCCACCGAUUAUAAAGACACUUGCGCCGCCGAGACGUCCGAUAGUUGCUCCUACCGCCAUUGAACCACCCAAGAUAAUUAUACCGGAACCAACGACUAAAACAAAGAAAGGCAAAAAGAAGAAGAAAUGUGAUGAAGUUAAACCGGAAGCGAAGAUGGUUACUCUCAGAAAUCCAAUGUUUCAUCCAAACCUACCGCCUGUACAAAUACAACAGCAGAAAAAUGAAAUUAGAUUACCUGAACCCAUUCCAAUGCCGCCAACGCCAUGCCAAGCUACAAUCACACCUACAUCAAACGGAAUGUACACUAUAAGAAAUCCGCUAAUGUCAAUGAUGCAUCAACAAAACCUAAUUCGAGGACAAAAUCCACAAACAUACCACUAUAAUUACAUAAAUAAUUAUGAACAGAAACAGGAAACUGAACAUAAUUUUCAGAAUAGAAUCAUGAAUCUGGCGUCCUUCACGCAAAAGAAUGACGAAGGAUACUCGUUGUUCAAAACUAAUAAUAAUCAAGAAAAGAGUUUCCUAAAUCCAGAAUAUUUUGAAACUCCGAAAGUUUCGCCGAAUCCAAUCGGCACUAGGCCGGGUUAUGAAGAUUCUUUGUUCACAACAACUAUUCCGGAACCAAUCGGUCCGCCGAUUAGGAAAGAGGAGUAUAGAGGUUAUACGCCAUUCGGUCAAGAAGAUAGGAACGUAUUUAGAAACGCCCUAUUUAAUGAUAAAGCCGAUAAGACCGAUAAAACCGAUUAUAUGAACGGCGAACUGCCAUACUUUCAGCGACUUAGAGCUGGCUCGAAAUUAAACAACGAAGUCACUAUACAUUAUGUGACCGAUUCUAAAUUAUAUAAAGGACAGGAACACAAAGAACCAGAUUCAUCACUUUUCUCCCCGUGGCCAAAUAACUGCCAACCAACAAUGAACGAGACUUUAGAAGAGGCGCCACACACACACAGACCCGAGUCCAGCGUCUUUCUCCCGGAUCGUUCUAUAACAAACCUAUCAAGUUUAGACGCUUCGGAAAGGGACAUUGAAUCCUUCAAGAGAUUCGAUUUCUUCUUCGACCCGCCGCAAUACAAGCCGAAGGUUCAACUAGACGUGCGCAAUAUAGCGGACACUAUGAGACACAAUAAAUAA
Molecule: messenger RNA, 8565 nt
Organism: Danaus chrysippus (African queen)
Lineage: Eukaryota; Metazoa; Arthropoda; Insecta; Lepidoptera; Nymphalidae
Source: the annotation of a GenBank genome assembly